AUGUUGAACGACAGUUUCGAAGAAGUUGCCAGUAGAGGAGUUUCAGAUGGAGUCGGGGUUGCCGCUUUCUCUUUAGACACCUUCACUAUUAUUACCGUGGUUGAAAAUAGUUCUGGCCGGCAACAAUUCGAACGUCAAACCAACAUCAUGAAGUUCAAUGCAGAAGAAGGACUCGAAGUCGUUCAGAGAAUUAACACGUCUUAUUCUAGCCAUGUGGAAAUUUGGGAGCAGGAGAGGAGCAUGUACAUGGCCAUUGCUCAAUAUAUGAAGGAAGGCACGUCUGGGACCGUCUUGGAGACGUACACUCCUAUAUACAAAUGGCAAGGAAGACAUUUCGACUUAAUUCAGUUUAUAGGGACGGCUGGGGUUAGGAAGGUAUCGCAUUUCUCCGUUGAAGGCGUCCAUUUCCUGGCAGUGGCCAAUUCUAAGUCGGACGAUGCUGAAACUUAUUCAGAAAUUUUUAAAUACGACGUGGAAAGAGAAAUGUUUCUACCAUUUCAAAGAAUUCGAACAUAUGGCUGCAGGGACAUCAAAGCGUUUAAAAUUCCCUUGGAAGAAGAAGAAGAAGAACAUUUCUUAGUAGUGGCUAACACUGGGGAAGAAGGUUAUGAUGAAGUGAAAUACAAUGCCCCAUCCAUAAUUUACAAAUACGUCGAGGAUUAUUUCAUUCCUUUCCAAAGUUUGCAAAUAAGGGAUGUUACUGGACUAGAAUCCGUCACGGUGAAAGGGGGCGAAGUCGUACUUUUUGCUGCGACCACCAACGGUAUUAAAUGUUUUCACUACAAUGGAUGGCAUUUUGUCGAAAGCCAAAUUGAAUCCAAAGAUGAGGCGACGUUAAGCCCCAUAAAGGCGAUGCACUUUUACGAAUAUCGAGAUAAAAGCCUUGCUGUGAUUGUAAACGAACAAAACAAAGGAAGCUCGGUUAAUGUUUUUGAAAUCGGUUUCUCCUCAAGAAAUGAGCUGAAAACCGUUUACAAAGAAAUGCUUAUGUGGUGCCUAGAUAAGAAAAAAAGUAUCGAAGGCAUGGAUGAAACCGAUAUUUUAGAAGCUUCACCAAGGGGCGACAUUCCAGUGGCAUCUCAAAACAAAUCAGAAAAUUUUGAAAAUCAGAAGGUAGAAGGAUUAGUUGAGUUCUAUAUGAAAGAAUUAGAUGACAUCGAAGCUAAGUUAAGUGAAUUAUUUAAAAUGAAAGACAAAGAGGAAGAAGUAAUAGACAGGGAUAUAAGAGUAAAUCAACUAAUUCUAAAUAAAGAUGCGUUUGUAACAUCGAUCCAAACUGACUCCAUCAACGACUUCGAAAGAGACCUCUUUGAGAAUGUUUUGGAUAUUGAUAAAGGAUUUGAGACUGAUUCGAUGGAAUUCACUAUUUUGAGUUUAGAAGACACAAUUUCUCCUCAAACUAUCAACGGUUUUCCAACAGACAGUGCAUUACAUAAAUCUGGACUUGCAAACGUUGAUAACUUACUUGUGGAUGGAGUGGUAGAAUUUUUAUCUGGGUUUAAUGUUGAAAAGAACAUUAACAACAUGACAAUAAGCAAAAGUAACACACUGUUAAGUAAAGGAGAUCAAAAUUUCCAGGAUUUUAGUGUUACAAAUGUUGAAAUAAACCAACUAGUGUCUGAAUUUUUGAAUCUAGCUAACACCUCAGCACAAAAUACUAAAAAUAUAAAUAAACUGAAAGAAUUAAAUGUGAAGAAUCUAACAAUAAUAGAUCUUGUCAACGACGUGGAUUUAGCGACACUGGAAAAGUACGCUUUGAAAGUAAGCGGAACUCAGAAUAUCACCAAAAAGUAUAGCUUCAACAAAAUCGAAGCUGACAAUUUAGACGCAAACACAUUAUCCAACAGGAAACUUUUGGACGACUUCGUCGCCAUCACUCCCGGAAAGCGUCGCGUAAAUAAAGACGUCAAAUUCGCCGAGGAACUGGUCGUAAACAACCUGAAGGCUUCGAAAUAUCUGGAUAACAUCCCAGUCAAGAACGGAAAACUCGAUAUCCUUCAGAGGAAUUCCACAGAGAGACAAUACAUUUCAGGAGUGAAGUCGUUCGAAAAUUUAGAAUUAUUGAAUCCCAUACAGAUACGCGGGAAGAUAAGAAGUAAAGUAUUCGAUACCAUGAAUCCGCGCGUUACUGUCGACGCCAGUCUCGACUUAAAUGAUGACAUAAGGAUUACGGGCGAGGUUAUAGCGGGAGGAACAGUAAAAACCAACGACGUCGUCGCCGCAGACGGAGCCGGUGCACUGCGAGUCCUACAACAAGGCCUGAAAUUAACUGAUACUGAAAUACCCAUUCACUUGAACUUCGCCCAACACAUAAACGUCGAAGGAGUAUUUGCCGAGAGAAUUAAUAAUAUCGACCCGAGCUCUUGGGUGGUAAAUGGGGUAAAACAGGCUCAAAUCAUACGGGGCUGGAAGCAAUUCCCGGGCUAUUUGGAGAUUACCGGCGAUACGGAAGUUUUUAGAGUGAACGGUAUUGAUAUGGUUGGAUUGGAGAAGAAUGCGCUGAGACUGGACGGCGAUCAGGUAGUAAGUGGAAGGCAUUACGUGGAAAGGGUGGUUGCGGAGAAGGGAAUAAAAAGUGUCAACGUAAAGCUUGGUUCACAUAAUUGGAACGACACUAUAACCCCUGGAAAACAAACUAUAAACAGCACAAUGACGUUCAACAAUCUAGCCUGCGAUAUGCUAAAGGCCAAUAAUCUUAACAUAAAUGGAUUCGUAAACGACCUGAACAUUUCAGAACUUCUGAAAGACGUCGCGACAGUAGACACAGCGUUCAAAAUUUUCAGUCAUAAGACACUGAAGAGUCUAACCAUCGAAAACCUCAAAGCGAAAAACAGCUUCGAUUUCAUGAACCAUAUGAAGCACGACAUAAAACUUGCUGGUGAUUUGUACAUCGACAAAGAAGUUGCCAUCAGUAACAUUCACUUUACUGACAGUUGUAACGGUGUGGAAAAGAACAAUUUUACUGUUAGUAAGAAGUUUGAAAAUGGGUCGUACUUUAUUGAUGGAAGCCAAGAAUUUGACACAAUAAAAGUGUUUGGGGCCGUUUUUGUCGACAGUAAUAUCAUCAAUGAUGUAAAUUUAACGGACUUUGAAUACAACACCAUCAAAGUGGAUGAACCGUUUGAUUUUGAGACUGUCACUUUCAACGAAAUCAUUGUAAAUAGUAGCGACAUAGAGUUGGGUGGACAUAUCGACCAUUUGGAUUUAGAUAACAUUUUCCAAAAUAAUAAAGAGAGUCCACAGUCACUUACAGAUGAGAAAAUUUUCGAUGAAACUCUUGUGGUGGAAGGCGAAGCUACUCUCGAAGGCUUCUUAAAUGGUUUUGCUGUUUCAGAUUUAUGCGAUUUCAUGUCAGAAAAUUCAAGUUCGGAAAGCCUCAUUAUUGAAGGUAACGCAUAUUUUGAUAAAGGUCCACAAGUUUCACAAUUUAAUGGAUUUGAUGUCGAAACUCUAGAGGAUGUUAUAUGGUUUAGAGACAAACCCUUUAAAUAUAAUGGAUACAUCAAAUUUAAACAUAGCCUUACAUUUAAUAAUAACUUGACAGUGUCGGGACAAAUAAAUGGUUUAAAUUUGGAACUUAUAAGAGACAAUUACUUCAGUAAGACCAAAAACCAAACCGUAACGGCAAAUAUGGAGUUUUCGGAAGACGUGCUAUUUUUCGAAACCGUCUCUACACCUAAACUCAACUUGGACGGAGAAAUAAAUGGAAUUAAUAUGCAGAAAUUCGUAGAAACAGUUUUACUGAACGACGACCAGCUUUUUGAACGCCCUGUGUAUCUAGAAACAUGUCGCGUAGCAGAUGCUCAAGGUCAGUAUCGGGUAAACGAUCUCGAUUUGGAAUACGACGUUAUGAGAUACGACAAAAUGAACCUUAUUACUGGUCGCAAAAAAAUCAACAGUCUUGGUAUUGAUAAUUUAUUAGUCAGUAGCAACAUAAUGGUAAAAAAUGUGGACGUUUUGAACUGGAUAAAGAACGGAGUACUUACGAAAGGUCCAUUCGAAAUUUCUGGAAAUAAGCAGCUCCAAAACGUCACAUUUUCAAAUGGAUUGAGUUUGCAAGGUCUGCUGAAUGGGCGAAAGUUCGACGAGGACACGGUGAUGCUAAGGGACCUGCCGCAAAGCGUAACCGGGAGAAAAAUGUUCAUGGCAGACAACGUGGAAGGAGUAAUAUUUAAAGCCCUGAAGAUUACUGGCUUAGUUAACGACGUCGAUAUCGCGGAACUUGCUCAUAAUCAGGUGUUUAAAACUGGAGACAACAUACUCAAAUCUGAAGUUCACUUUUACGGUAACAUAACGGCAAAGAAUGUAGUCAUCAAAGAUUUAUACCAAGGAGUAAACGUAACUGAUCUAUUGAAAAACAUCUCAACUUUAAACGUCCUUAAUAAUUUCGAAGAAAGCUAUAAAAGAUUACAGGGAAUGUCUACUGAGGUGGAAAAUUCCCUCCGAGGGCAAGCCUACUUUCUGCAUUACUACAAAUCUGUAUCCCACUUUCCUCACGAUUUGAAAAUAUUUGGCAGGAGAAACACUGAGGGUAAAUGUCAAGUGAUGGUUGUGUACUUUGAAAAUGGAUUGUGCGUGCUGCGGUUUUUCGACUGGGACCAAGAGUUGAAAGUGUUUCAAAAUAAAGCAGGCUACAGCUUUCUGGGAAAAUUGAUUCACUUUAGGUCUUUACCGAAUACGACUGAAUUCAAAAACAGUUUCAUUAGAACAAACGGCACAAUAUUCACAACAAGUUUCGAAUUAGAGUUGUGUCAUCAGUACUGCUUACUCUUUAUCACUUACGAGGAAGAUAUCCACAUAACUUGCAUCAAUCUUGAUGGAGAAUUUUAUUUACGGCAAGAAAUUCCCGAAAAAUCACAUCAGGCAUCAGUCAUCAACGUGGACGGACUAUCCUACCUGGUCACCAUAAAAACUGCAACCCGGACAGAAGAACCGCGCACCAGCAUAUGGAGAUUCGACAAUGGAACUUCCCGGUUCGAAUUGUAUCAAACAAUUUAUGAGGGCGAUCCAAUAAGCUUAACAACCGUUACUUACAACUCCGCUUGCUACGUGGCUGUGGCGUACGGUCACCUGCCGAACACGAUGCACCUUGGGCGGGUGGUUAUUAGGAGGUUCGAUAAAAAGACGCAGGAAUUCAAAAUAUGGCAAAACAUCCGUUUAGCCACCCCCACACAUUUAGAAUUCAGCGUGUUACCCUCUGAAGAAUUAGUCCUGUACAUUUUAACAGACAAUCCUUCAGAACCGCUCAUCGUGUACGUUUAUGAAGGAAUUUCUGGGUUCAGCAAAAAAAUUGUGGGUUCCGCCAUUCCCAACGUGAUAAGAAUGAACCAGUUUUCCAUAAAUAAUAUGCACUUCGUUGUGACACAGCAUUUUAAUUACGCGAAUAUCAUUCAGGCAGUCUUUAAGGGGGAGAAACUGGAUUAA
This is a messenger RNA of Anoplophora glabripennis (Asian longhorned beetle), 5424 nucleotides long. RefSeq lists its product as uncharacterized. The transcript has 19 exons. Gene Ontology annotation, biological process: signal transduction. The coding region runs from base 1 to 5424 and encodes 1807 amino acids. NCBI's taxonomy places the organism in Eukaryota, Metazoa, Arthropoda, Insecta, Coleoptera, Cerambycidae. The record is from RefSeq and is a predicted model, not a curated record.